Alternaria alternata is the source of this 597-nucleotide messenger RNA. RefSeq lists its product as hypothetical. The coding region runs from base 1 to 597 and encodes 198 amino acids. The record is from RefSeq and is a predicted model, not a curated record. Lineage: Eukaryota; Fungi; Ascomycota; Dothideomycetes; Pleosporales; Pleosporaceae. The transcript has a single exon.
AUGAUUUUCAGAGCGAAUGGCUUUCUUGUGUUGUGCCUACUUGCUGCCUUUGUACUCAGAGCUCCUUCGACGCAUGCGCACGAUGUCACGGGCUUGUCGCUUCCCGAGAACACCGGUGUUCCGGAAGUAAGCCACGGAAUAUGCAUCGCUCUCAAGGCGUCCUAUAACGCCCUUCGGUUAUACCAUCGGCUAGGCUGCAGUGGUUCGAAGGGCGCUUGUUGUUGCGUCCAUGCUUAUGGUCUAGUCGAUCGAUCGAUUGGUAAUACUUUGCGCUUCACAUCUUAUGGUGGACCCGCAACCAUUGCUCAGUCGCUCAAAGCCGUCGCCAUCGACGGUGUAAUAUCCAUCAUUGGUUUUAUUGGCAGCUCGUCCAAGGAGCAGCCGACAUUCUUGGAUUGUUUGAGUAACCUGUGCACAGUAAGAGGUCUUCUUGUUGGCUCUCGCGUGCAGUUUGAGGACAUGAAUAAGGCUAUCGAAGCCAACAAUAUUCAUCCUAUUGUUGACAAACAGGAGUUCAGUCUGGAACAGUUGAAAGAGGCCUAUCAGUACAUGUUCGACCAAAAGAACCUCGGAAAGGUUACUAUCAAGAUCGCAUAG